Molecule: messenger RNA, 1914 nt
Organism: Penicillium antarcticum
Lineage: Eukaryota; Fungi; Ascomycota; Eurotiomycetes; Eurotiales; Aspergillaceae
Gene: ugd1
Product: UDP-glucose dehydrogenase
Exons: 3
Coding region: 1-1914 (637 amino acids)
Biological process (GO): polysaccharide biosynthetic process; glycosaminoglycan biosynthetic process
Cellular component (GO): cytosol; nucleus
Molecular function (GO): NAD binding; UDP-glucose 6-dehydrogenase activity
Source: RefSeq, a predicted model, not a curated record
AUGACAUUGGUUCCGAGCUCAGUCGGCUAUUCUGAGACGGCCAUCUCCGUUGAUACCUUGACCAUCCCGACGACCCCCGAGGACAGUUUGAACGGAACAGACAAGCUCGACGAAGAGUCUACGGGCACCAGGACCACGGUGACCGAUGAAAGUGAUCCGGAAUCUACCACCACGGUUCCCCGCGUUCGAAGUAUCUGCUGUGUUGGUGCAGGAUAUGUCGGUGGACCAACUGCAGCUGUCAUCGCGUACAAGAACCCACACCUUCGAGUUACCGUUGUGGACAAGGACGAACGUCGGAUUCGGCGAUGGAACUCUCAACAUCUUCCCAUCUAUGAGCCCGGUCUUGCCGAAAUAGUCCGCAUUUCACGAGAUGGACUUGGUGGAAAGUCAACAGUAGCUGCCAAAGGACAACAAGAAGAGGGGUCAACCGGUGCAGUUGCUUCACCGGAGAGGAAGCCAAACUUGUUCUUUUCCGCCAACGUUGCCAAGUGUAUCCGCGAGUCGGACAUUGUCAUCAUUGCUGUCAACACUCCCACUAAGAUGCGAGGCUCAGGUGCAGGUAGUGCAACUGAUAUGACAGCCUUUGAGGCCGUGGCGGCAGACGUCGUGCAACAUGCCAGGAACGGUGCGAUUAUCGUGGAAAAAUCGACUGUUCCUUGCAGGACAGCACAGAUGAUUCAGGAGAUGAUAACGGUUCGUCGCCCAAGUGCGCACUUUGAGAUCCUCUCAAACCCAGAGUUCCUUGCAGCGGGAACAGCCAUCCAGGAUCUCCUGCGCCCCGACCGAGUCAUCAUCGGUUCUGCCACAACAGAACAGGGACAAGUCGCCGCGCAGACUUUGGCUCAAGUUUAUGCUGGCUGGGUCAACCGAUCCCAGAUCAUCACCACGAACAUCUGGUCGUCAGAACUAGCAAAACUCGUGGCUAACUCUAUGCUUGCUCAGCGCCUCAGCAGUAUCAACAGUAUCUCCGCCAUUUGCGAGGCCACAGGUGCUGAGAUCAAUGAGGUUUCCGCUUCUAUUGGCAUGGAUUCACGAGUCGGUGACAAGUUCCUUCGCGCUGGCAUCGGAUUUGGCGGCAGCUGCUUCAAGAAGGAUGUCCUCAGUCUCGUGUAUCUUGCCGAAUCACUCGGACUGAAGGAGGUCGGAGCAUACUGGCGCCAGGUGGUGACCAUGAAUGAGUAUCAGCGCAAUCGGUUUACCAGCCGUGUUAUCAAGUGCCUUAACAACACCCUGGUGGGUAAGAAGAUUACCUUGCUAGGCUAUGCCUUCAAGAAGAACACUUCCGACACCCGCGAAGCUCCUGCUCUUGAGAUCAUCAAGACCUUACUUGAUGAGAACCCCGGAGAGAUCGCAAUCUUUGACCCUUGCUGCAACCCUUACGUGAUUGAGAGCGAGAUUCGCCAACUCCAGUCCUUUGGGCCUCCAGCUUUGAGAGACGACGGUGGAGCUGUGAAGGUUUACUCGGAUGCAUACGAGGCCUGUGCCUCCUCAAAUGCAGUUCUCAUUGUCACAGAGUUUGAUGAGUUCCGAAACAGCGACCCUGUUUCUGCUUCAGACAUGAAAGCCGCGUCGCAACCCAUUCCCAUAAUUGCACAGGAGGUCAAAACCUCCAAGCCUUCCAAAGAAGAGGAGAGCAAGAACGCAGUCUUGACCACGUCAAUUGAGGACAGGUUGAUCCCUCAGCCUGACUGCGCUGCCGAUUGCCCAGACUGUCAGCGCGAGAGUGGACGUGACAUUCCAGUGCACAAACUGAGCGAGAACAUUCCCAAGAAGCAGGUAGACUGGGAGAAAAUCGCCGAAAACAUGCAAACUCCCAAGUGGUUGUUUGAUGGACGGUGCAUCAUAGAGACCAAGAAGAUGUCCAAUUUGGGCAUUCGCGUGGAAAGCAUUGGAUCUUCGGGCGAUGCAUUUUAG